AUCACCCCUGUUUCAAUGUGGAGUUUUUGACUCGUGAAGUCGGUGCAAUGAGGGCGUGAUUGCGGUUUUACGGAUGGAGUGGCUUUGUUUCUAGAAUGCGGUGGUUGGUUAUGCUGAGGAGUGGUGAUGUUCGAGUCAGUAGAUAGAGCUAAUGAGCUGGUUGGUAGUAGCACAAUAGGUGUAGAGACAGAAAUGUUGUGUGCUCGAGCGUACCCAGCGAUGAAAAGGAAAUGACUUUGAGGUUGUUCUAUAUAUAUCCACAGAAUUCACUUCCUUUCUUUCUUGGCUAAAUGGGAAGAACACCAGCAAAAUGGUUGAAGACCUUACUCCGUGGCAAGAAAUUGUCAAAGUCUCAUUUGCCAAAAGGAGAAGAUGUUUCGAAAUCUGGACAUAAGGGAGAGGCCUUAGUUCUGUCUAAGACACCCUCAACUGAUAUUAUUGUGGAGACUCCUUCAAAUUCAUUGCCUAUUUCUGUUACAAAUACUAUGAGUGAAGCGGACUUCGGGAAAGGACCAAAUGCUAUGGCACCUAAUGAUGCUAAUAUUCUUUCAUCUGACAAAGAUGGUAACGCACUUACAAAUGGUUUGGCCUUAUCAGAAGAUACUGAAAAUGAGAGGCUUCAGCAAGCAGCUACGAAGGCACAGGCUGUGUUUAGAGGUUAUCUGGCUCGUCGUUCAUUUAGAGCACUCAAAGCUAUUGUGAGGGUGCAAGCAUUCAUCCGUGGCCGCUUGGUCAGAAAACAAGCUAUUGCCACAUUUUACUGUGUGCGAGGCAUUGUAAAGAUUCAAAAAUUAGCUCGUGCUAAACAGGGUUGGGAAUUGCGCAAUCCUUCAGCAACUGGCCAUGAUAAGCUGCUUGAGGAUGUGUUCAUUCAGAAGCUUCUUGCUUCAUCUCGCCCUGCAAACCCUCUUCAUCUUCAAUACGGUCGCGGAGAUCCAAAUUCCUCUUAUAUGUGGCUUGAACGCUGGACGAAGUUUCGUUUUUGGGAAGCCUCUUCACUACCAAAGGAGAAUUCUCACUCAUAUCCUCAGUCGAAACAUCAAAAUCUGGAAAACGAACAGUGUAGCCACAAGCAAAGUGUUCGCAGACUGCCUAGUACAGACAUUAAAACUGACUCCAAUGGCUUAUCUUUGGAAUCCAAUAAGCCCAAACGCUACCCAAGGAAUUUUUCUGGUCACAUUGUAGAUUCAGUUCAUGAUAAAUCAGAGAAUGAGAUUGAGAAAUUAAAACUCAAUUUGAGAAGGACUAAUGACUUUUCAAAGGAGGUUUCUGAUGGGGUGAAGGCUAAUAAGAAGAAAAUGGACGAAAGUCUUGGGAAUGAACGAACUUCAGUAACCUCUCUAGUUCUGCAGCAAGAUGUCAGUCAUUCAUCUGAGGUGGAGCAAGAGUCCAAAAUUGAAGUACUAUCACAAUUUGAACUGAAAGAAAAUUUGAAAGCAGCAGCUUCUGAAGUGCAAGUUGAUGAAUUACAAGAGCAUCUGGCUGUAGUUAAAGCUCAUCCUGCAGAAAAAAUGGGUCCAAUUGAACAGAAGGAUGCUAGCAUGAAUGGCAAGCAUGAAAAAAGCACCCAUAGAAGAGCUUCUUUACCAGCGAAGAUUGACCAACAAGAGAAUGGGAAGCAUCCCACCACAAGAGUGCCCAGCUAUAUGGCACCGACUGAAUCUGUAAAAGCCAAGCUGAGAGGACAAAGCUCCCCUAGGUUCGCCCAAGGUGGGAUUGGUAUGAAUGGGGCAAGACGGUAUUCAUUGCCAUCGUCCACCAAUGGGGAAGUAGGUUCAUUUUCACCGAGAGCUCUGAGACUUGUCGAAGCAUCUGGCAAAGGAACAAUUAGAAGUGAUAAAUCUCUUACAUCUUCCAGAGAUUUUGGUGAGAAGUUGAUCAAAGUAGAGUGGAGGAGGUAAUCUGGUAUGGCAUGAUGAUCUCUCAACUUUGGCAAUAUUCCAUGCUCCCAGUUAGUCAUCAUUCAAGAUGCUAGAAAAUGCAUGGGACAUUAUCAUUUUCUGUUUAAGGGGUGUUUUAACUCUCUGAGCGAUUGGGUGGUUAAUGUGCUUAAUUAUUCUAUGGGCCUAAAUAUGUGCUGCUUUUCUUAGAUAAUUGUUCUGUCUGUAUUCCCUGUAAGCACUCUGAUUUAAUUUAUGAACAUUUUACAA
Rhodamnia argentea is the source of this 2150-nucleotide messenger RNA. RefSeq names its product protein IQ-DOMAIN 28-like. Lineage: Eukaryota; Viridiplantae; Streptophyta; Magnoliopsida; Myrtales; Myrtaceae. The coding region runs from base 291 to 1901 and encodes 536 amino acids. Gene Ontology annotation, molecular function: protein binding. The transcript is spliced from 7 exons. The record is from RefSeq and is a predicted model, not a curated record.